GACACUUUGUGUACCGGCUCAGCCGGUCACAAGGCUUUGGCGUCUGAUAAGAACGUGCCAUCUGGAUGCAGUGCAGAGCCCCAACUAUAUAUUUCCACCAUUUCUCCCUUCCUACUUACCCCUAGCCCAAACAUGGCAAGCGCAUCACCACGACCCAGUCCCCCGCCUGUCAGUACCGACCUACUGACUAACGAGGAUGCGAUCGAAGUUGACAUUGUUGCAAAUAUGUCAAGCACCCUAGAGGAGAUCCAGGAUGAAUUCAAGCCGAAUAAUGCGAACGAGGAGCGUGGAGGCCUCGCUAAGAAUAUGUCAAACACCCUGGAGCAGACCCCGGACAAUAGGAUCGAACCAAACAACACGAAGGAGAAUCCUGCGGUGUCCAUCGAAGGAAGCCUUAAUAAGAUGUCAAACACGCUGGAGCACGUUCUCGAAGUCCUUAAAGGAUCAACGAUCGCAAAAGAACGUGGAAAAGAUGACAACUCAAAGUUUUGGGCGACAUACAAGAGAGUUUCGACUGAGUACGAUGACGAUUUCCUCGAGCAGGCCGAUAACGACAUGGACAUUAUUCUGACAUUUGCUGGUCUAUUCUCAGCUGUCAACUCUACCUUCCUCGUCGGGUCGCAGCCUAAUCCAGGAGACACCACUAAUGCCCUUCUCCUGUAUCUAAUCAAGGUAACUGUUGACGGCUCAAAUUCCGUACCUGACAUCAGCACUCUUUCCUCAUCUACGGGAUUUGUCCCUUCGAUGGUCUGGAUGCAAACGCUUUCCUACGCUAGCCUCGCAUUUAGCGUCUUGGCUGCAUUCGGAGCUGUCUUGGGAAAACAAUGGCUAAACUCUUACAAGGUAGUUCGGGAAGGACGAACUAUUGAAGAGCGCGGCAUAGAGAGGCAGGUGAAGCUCGACGGAGUAGAGUAUUUUCGCCUGCAGGCCUUUUUACGGAUGUUCCUAG
Messenger RNA from Suillus discolor, 949 nucleotides. RefSeq lists its product as uncharacterized. Lineage: Eukaryota; Fungi; Basidiomycota; Agaricomycetes; Boletales; Suillaceae. The record is from RefSeq and is a predicted model, not a curated record. The annotation marks the transcript as partial. The transcript has 6 exons.